AUGUUGGACGUUUACGAGGAGGUACGAGCGACGAAGCUCUGGGAACGUUAUCGGCGGGUCGGAUCAAUUCUCCCAGACCGAGACGGCCCAGAGGGGCAACACGUGCGUCGGUUUAACACAAGCGUGGCCACCUUUUGGGACCGGUACGGGCAACAACUCUGGGAGCGGACUUACGCCCCGUUCGGCAACGCCAACCAUCUGGAACCCCUGUUCCAUCAGGUCUUUAACCUCCAUGUCGAGUUGCAGCUCUUGAUCAACAACACCGACUACGACGACACCCUUGUCCACUUCCUGUGCUUCCCGCACCCGGCUUGGCCAGUCUUGUCACUCAACCCGCCAACGCCAAAGAAGAUCCUAGCGGGCGACCCAGGGUGGAGCGCCAUCGUGAUGGACUACUGGGUGAAUCGAUCGGUUCGAUUCUGGCCCGAAGUUCCGCCGAUCCCGCACUCGGGAAAGACAGGGAACGAAGUUUGGUACCGGCUUGGGCGACUGUAUCGAGGAACUUCAUCGACGCGGGGUGCCCAUGGCGUAACAAACCACGACCUUUUGAGUCGCGAAUGGACGAACGAGGUGAUCGCUCCAAGAACAACGUACUCGUGGAACGGCCAGAUAGCCAACGUGGCCUUUUGGAAAGACUCCCCCUUGCGGCGCGCCCCCAUGAUGGACAUCCUCGACUUGGACAACUCCGACUCCGACUCCAAGGAAAAAGACGACGCUCCGAACUACAGCGCCAGCGAAGGGGACGACGGAUACAACGACGAAGAUUGA
Messenger RNA from Aphanomyces astaci, 768 nucleotides. RefSeq lists its product as hypothetical. NCBI's taxonomy places the organism in Eukaryota, Oomycota, Saprolegniomycetes, Saprolegniales, Verrucalvaceae. Bases 1 to 768 code for a protein of 255 amino acids. The transcript is spliced from 2 exons. The record is from RefSeq and is a predicted model, not a curated record.